Camelina sativa (false flax) is the source of this 1304-nucleotide messenger RNA. Its product is annotated as kihadalactone A synthase LFS. Lineage: Eukaryota; Viridiplantae; Streptophyta; Magnoliopsida; Brassicales; Brassicaceae. The record is from RefSeq and is a predicted model, not a curated record.
AUGAAUUUAUGGUAGUAGAAUCUUGGAAAAAGGCCAUUUCUCCUUCUUAUCCGAUCCUGAAAGAGUCAACACAUGAGAAAUGAGAAAGAUGGAGAACAAAACUCACGAAGAAGCUUCCAUCAUCAACGUUUCAUCCCUUACUUGCAUAGAUCUCGCCAACCCUAACUUUCAUCAAUCAGCUGCUUCGCUUAAGCAGGCAUGUCAAGAUUGUGGAUUUUUCUAUGUCACAAAUCAUGGUAUAAGUGAGGAGUUGAGGGAGAAUGCUUUUGCGCAAAGCAAGAAGUUCUUUGCUCUUCCUUUGGAGGAGAAGUUGAAAGUCUUGAGAAAUGAAAAACAUCAAGGCUAUUCACCCGUCCUUAGUCAAAUGUCCGACAACCAAAUCCACGGGGAUUUCAAAGAAAGUUUUUUCAUUGGAAUCGAAGGCUCCAUAGAUGGUGGUCUGCAUUCUCAUAUACCAUUUUGUCGCCCCAAUAUUUGGCCUAACCCUGAUGUUUUGCCGGGAUGGCGGGAUACCAUGGAGAAGUAUCAUCAAGAAGCAUUGAGGGUUUGUAAGGCUAUUGCUAGAGUAUUGGCAUUGGCUCUCAACGUCGAAGAAGAUUACUUUGAUAAACCGGAAAUGUUGAGAAAUCCGCUGGCAUUUAUGCGCUUGAUUCACUAUGAAGGGAUGUCUGAUCCCUCUAAAGGAAUAUAUGGAUGUGGGCCACAUUCUGAUUUCGGAAUGAUGACUCUCUUAGCUACCGAUAAUGUAAUGGGCCUCCAGAUAUGCAAGGAUAAAGAAGUGCAGCCUAGAAAGUGGGAAUAUGUACCACCGAUCAAAGACGCAUAUAUCGUGAAUAUUGGUGACUUGCUGGAGCGUUGGAGCAACGGCAUUUUUAAAUCCACAUUGCAUCGGGUGCUUGGGAAUGGUCAGGACCGAUAUUCCAUUGCAUUAUUCUUGCAACCGUGUCACGACUGUCUAGUAGAAUGUCUUCCCACAUGCCAGUCCGAAAACAGCCCUCCCAAUAAUGUGUGUUUAGAUAUCAAGCUAUCAAAUGUUCAACGUACCUAACCCAACGUUACCAGGAAUCACAAGUGGAUUUGAGCAUCAACCAAAAACAGACCUAAGUAUAAUAAUAAGUUUUUGGUUAUAGUUUGGUUUUCCAAACCCUUUUCCACGAUGUUUUCCAAACCCUUUUCCAAACCCUAAACCAUAAAUCUGUGGACCUCGAAUGGCAUCGUUUAAUGUUUGGAUUGUAUCGUCUUUUCUUUUUUAUAUGUAGUCAUGUACUUUUAUAUUUUAUAAAAUAUUAAAAAUCUUUUUCAUU